AUGAUUACCGCCAACCGCGCGUCUUCGUCAUCUUCAUCGAAAACGAACGACGGCGGCGAGGAGGGCGCGUUUAUCGCCUCGGCGAUCGCCAUGGGUGUGCCCACGCUUGCGACUUUGGCGUAUCCGAGCGCGCUCGUGACGAAUGGGCUCGGGUUGGAGUGCGCGACGCCGCUGUUUGGACAAAGCUUUUCGAGCCUCGCGAGCGUGCAGCACUUUAGUAACGCCUUUGGGACGGAUGCGUUCGCUUUGAUCGCGCUCACGGCGUUGUACACGCUCGCAGACGCGGCGAAGAAUAGUCGGUUGAAUUCGGAGACGUAUCAGCGAUUGGCGCUGGCGAUGGUUUUGUUCACGGGAAGCUUCGCAGUGGCUUUCUUAGGCGCGUACUUACAAAGUCAGGCGACGGGCGAGACGGGACCGAACGCGGCGGCGGUGGGCGGACUCUUGGUGACGUUCGCGCCGGCGUUCGCGACGAGUGUGAAGGCGAUUCGAGAAUACGGCCCGGGACACGACGAGACGUGGGCGCGCGUAGGCAAAGAUUUCGCAGAAGCGAAGAACCUCAACGAGCGCUCCGAAACGGGUGGCUAUCUCGAGCUCUUCUACAAGGUUUCGUUCUGGACUAGCCUCGUCGUUGGUGGCUCUUUCGCCUUCAGCCCGCUUUCACCGUUGGCUAUCGUGAACGAGAUGGAACCGAGCUCGCAACUGAUUCAACGCGCGUUCGGUCUCGCGACGGUUUUUCUUCUCGCGCCGACGCAGUACAUACUCAUUGACGCCGCCAAGCGCGGUCGCUUGGGCGGCGGCACGUUCAAAAAACUCAAUCUAUCCAUAGCCGCAUCGAUCGCAUUGAUCGAUUGGAUGACCAUCUACACCUUCGGCGCCGCCACCGCGCUCUCCCCGACCGCCGCGCAACUGGAAAACGCGAGCGGCGGCGUCUACAACUACGUCGGCGCGCUCGCCGUUUCCGCGAGCAUCGUCGCCGUCUAUUUAUACCAAGGCGUGUUCGCCAAAAAGUGA
Messenger RNA from Ostreococcus lucimarinus CCE9901, 1011 nucleotides. RefSeq lists its product with no specific name. The record is from RefSeq and is a predicted model, not a curated record. Bases 1 to 1011 code for a protein of 336 amino acids. NCBI's taxonomy places the organism in Eukaryota, Viridiplantae, Chlorophyta, Mamiellophyceae, Mamiellales, Bathycoccaceae. The transcript has a single exon.